Molecule: messenger RNA, 2034 nt
Organism: Hyphopichia burtonii NRRL Y-1933
Lineage: Eukaryota; Fungi; Ascomycota; Pichiomycetes; Serinales; Debaryomycetaceae
Gene: USO5
Product: Uso5p
Exons: 1
Coding region: 1-2034 (677 amino acids)
Molecular function (GO): microtubule binding
Source: RefSeq, a predicted model, not a curated record
AUGGCUGACUUUUCAAGGCCAGAGCUGGCUAUUUCGAGCCCUUCUGGUAAAAAGAGAAGAGUCCUCGGUGAAAUCCAGAAUACAGACCAUAGUUUUGUAAAACCAAUGAUGAUAAAUCACGGAAAAAAAUCUUUAGGGGUAGAUCACCCAAGAAUGGAUACUAUUUCUCCUAAGAGAAAACAAAGCCGUCCAACAGGCAUACCAGAGCCCUCUAGUUCAAGCUCAUCUGAGUUGGUAAAAGUGGUUUCAGAAUCCAAUAGGAGGGCCAGUCAAAUUCCAGCACCUCAAGUUCAUACUAGAAAGAGUGACAUUCAUUCGAAACUUGCCAGCUUCAAACAUAGACUAGAUCAAGGAUCUAAGAUUAUACCUGAUGGAAAACAAGAAGAGGGUUGGAACGCUAAUGAGUCGAAUCAACAAAAUGAAGAUUUAUCUACCCGUAUAUCUCUUAAUCAAAAUCUAGACAACCAAGCCAAAGAUUUACAAAAUAGAUUAUACGAUUUAGAACAAGAUAACGACGAUUUGAGAAGAUUGUAUAAGAAACUAAAACAUAAAAUACUGGAUAUAGGAGCGGAAAUAGAUAUACUGGAGAGAAAAUUGCGGUUUAAAACCGACUCUACUGAAAAAAAUUUAAGUAACAAAAGAACUCUAUUUGAAAUUGAUCUUCAAGCAUUAAAACAAAAAUACGAUGAUGAAUUCAAUGAAACCAAGUUUCAAUUGGAAGAAGAAGUCAAAUUGUCAGUCGAGUACAAGGAUGAACUCUUAUCUAAUGAAAUAGAAUCCCUCAAAAUUGAAAAGGAAAGAUUACAAACAGCUUUGAGUGAUGUUAAGUCAGAAAAACAGAAACGGAUAAAACAAGAAAAUGAAGCUUUGCUGAAAGAGGUUGAUGACUACCUCGAAGUGAAAACAACUCAAGUUGAAAAUGUUGCAUCGGUUUAUGAAUCAAGAAAUAACGAGUUAGAAACAAUCCUAGAUGAAGUUAAUGCCAUUCAGAAUAAAGUUAAAUCAAAAAAUCAAGAAAAUGAUCAUUUACAAAAAAAAAUUGAUGAAAUAGAAUACAAUUAUAACAAUUUUGAUGACUUGAAAUCCCAAUUAUUGCUUAAUUUGAAAGCUCUGGAAACCGAUUUAGAUGAAAUUAGAAAAGAAAAUGAUCAAUGGGAACUAAAAUAUGAUGAUUUGAAGAAAAUUCACAAUCACUCAGUGGAAAAAAUUCAAAACUAUAAUAAUCAUAGACGCAUACUUGAGAAUUCAAUAAUGGAUCACGAAGGAAAAUUGAGGGUUUAUAUUAAAAUACCAACUAGCAUUGCUGUCUCAAAUGACUGUGAAUUUUCCCUAAAUGAUCGCCUAUUUCAUUUCAAUAAAGUUUUUCCGAAUGAUAUAUCUGAUCAUGAAUUGAUUAAAGAAUAUACUUGUUUGAUCAAAAAUACUAUCUCAAAUACAAAUGUCUCAUUAAUACUUCUGGGAGAACAAGAUUCCAAAUCAAUAAUAACCAAAACUUUACUAUCGAGUUUUGAUACUUUCACAGAACGUAUAAGUUCAUUCAAAGAUAAAUCUUGGAGUUUCAGAUUUUAUCUCCAAUCUGUAAGAAUUGAUGACAACAAUUGCUCAGAUUUACUUAAUUCUGAAAAGAUAAUCAGUCAUUCGAAAUUUGCAGUAAGUCUUUCUGAGCUAAAUUCAACCAAAAUUGAAAUAACAAAUUCAAUCCAGUUGACGCAGACAUUAAACAAUAUUUAUAAUUCCGAAUAUCCAAUAGCUUACUGGAUAAAUAUUGAUGCUCAAAAUAACUCGAAGUUGAAAAGCUUUGAAAAUGAUCUCAUCAUAAUUGAUCUUACCGGUCAAACUUUAAAGAACCAAUUAAGAAUACUAUCAGAGGAUCAUAUUAUCGACGGUCCUAUAUCAAAAUUUGUCAAUUAUGCAUAUUGUCACAGUAAGUGUCUUCAUAUAAGUCAUUUACAAUCUAUUGACAGCGAUACUGAAGGCUUGCUUAGAGUAUUUGAAAUCAUUAAUGCUACUGACACUCCAUAUAAAAGAAAAUAA